Molecule: messenger RNA, 2265 nt
Organism: Misgurnus anguillicaudatus (oriental weatherfish)
Lineage: Eukaryota; Metazoa; Chordata; Actinopteri; Cypriniformes; Cobitidae
Gene: kifbp
Product: kinesin family binding protein
Biological process (GO): central nervous system projection neuron axonogenesis; microtubule cytoskeleton organization; neuron projection maintenance
Source: RefSeq, a predicted model, not a curated record
ACAGCAGUAUUCGUCACUGACCUCUGCUGGGUAUCUCUUGUAAUAACUAUAGGAAAACAUGGCUGCCAACCAGAGCACUGAGUGGAAGGCCGUGUGCGAGAAAUUUCGCCUUGCCCAAAAUCUUAACGAUGUGGAGUCGAAAAAAGACCCCGAGAAUAACCCUUUCCGCUCUAAAUACAAAGCGAGGGAUCUACUGAAGGAAAUCCACUGUUCUUUGAAAAAGAUUGACAUCGGAGAGGAGGGGGAGGUUGACAAUGAAGCUGACUGCAAGUCCGGGCAGAUGGUGGAUGGAGAGCUGGAGAAUGAUGCUGGGAAAGCGUGUGCAGGAAACUCUCCAGCCGGUAUGAGUGCGGCGAGGCUCGCGGUGAUCGAGUAUUAUCUCGGUGUGAACCACAUAGAAACCGAGGAGCUAUCCGCCGGCGAGCAGCAUCUCAUGACCUGCAUGAAACUCGUUGACAAGUGCACAAUAACACAGGAGAACGUCUCGUUGUUUAUACAGGCCCGGAAUCAGCUCGGGAUUUUGUGGGCUGGAAGAGAUGAAAUCGAGAAAGCACAGGGGUUUUUGGAGAUUGCCGAAUCAAUGUAUUUGCGCUACAUGAAAGAGGAUGGCCAAGCACCAAUGGAUCUUCAAGAUUUUUUUGUGCCAGAAGGAGAAGAAUUAUCCCAACAAGAGAGGACAAGAAGGUUUGAAAUGGCUUAUACUCACACACUUUAUUACCUAGCGCAAGUGUACAAGAAUCUACAGCAGUAUGAAAGAGCUGGACAGUACUGCCAUAGUACACUACAGAGACAACUGGAGUACAACCAGUUUGUGCCACUGGAGUGGGCCAUUAAUGCAGCCACAUUGUCACAGUACUACAUCACCAAGACACGUUACAUGGAGGCUCGCCACUGCUUGGCUGCGGCUAGCGUCAUUGCUACCCUUGCUGGAGAAAUCCCUUCAGAGGCAGCUGCCAAAGAAAGUGAGGCUGAAAAUGAAAAACGUGAAGAGCUGCUUCAGAAGCGAGCUGAAAUUGCCAGAUGCUGGAUUAAGUAUUGCCUGAAUCUGCUGCAAGAUGCUAAAAAGCUUCUUGAGGAUAACAUCGGAGAGCUAGACUUGGAUCGACAGGAAGAACUGAUGCGAGCGCGUCGGAACGAAGAGGAUGAAAAAGAGAAGGGACGAAAGAGUGCCGUACUUUUUGGUUCGAGCGAUACAUUUGACUCCAUUUGCAGUCUGGAAGAGAAAGUAAGCAGUAUUUUCCCUUUAGAUUUUGAAGAAGCCCGUGCCAUCUUCCUGGUGGGUCAAAGCUAUGUAGCUCAAGCCAAAGAGUAUUAUGCAAUGGAUGGUCACGUGACCGAUCAUAUAGAGAUCUUGCAGGACCAUAGCGCUCUCUUCAAGGUCCUAGCCUUCUUCGAACAGGAUUUGGAACGGCGUUGUAAGAUGCACAAGCGUCGAGUUGACAUGCUGGAGCCGAUCUGCAAAGACUUGAACGCUCAGUACUAUUUGCUUAUCUGCCGGCAGCUGCAGUUUGAACUUGCAGAAACCUACUACGAGAUGAUGGACUUGAAGUUGGCUGUGGCCGACAAGCAGGAUCAGCCCGACGUGCACACUGUUAAAAAGUUUAACCACUUGUGUUCUGCUUCUAUGAAGUAUUAUCAGAUGUUCCUGGACUCCAUCCGUUCACCAGAAGGCAAAUUUCCUGAGAAGAUUGAGGAUGACGUGCUGAGGCCUGCGCUUGUGGCCAAGUUUCGAGUCGCAAGACUACAGUCUAAGCUUAUCUCCAAUCAUCUCCCCACUCAGCUGGAGAACCUCAACCUCUCACUAGAAACGUACAACUUUGUAGUACAAUACUGUGAGGAACAUCCAGAAGCCAAGCAGGUGGUAGAAACCGAGUUAGAGCUGAGUGAAGAGAUGGUCUCACUGCUACCUCUGAAGAUCAACAGAAUUCAAUCCAAAAUGGUCUCUUCCACCUAAUAUAAGAUGAACGAGUGUAUUGUCUGCACUGUAAUAUCGCUAACAGAAAUAUAAACAACUGGCAAAUAUACUACUUCUUGGUAUAAACUCGUCCACUACAUCCAAGCUUUGCCUUUGUUACCUUAUAACCAAAAACGUUUGUGGACUGACGCAACUGCAUGUUUACAGUCACUAAUCUAUUUAAAUGUGCAAUUGUAAUGUUAUUUCAUGUGAAUUGUUCUUUCAGAUGUAAUGUUUAUUAAGUCCAAGGUGUAAGAUAUAGCUGUAUUAAUAUUAAUGCAUUUUAUUCCAAUAAAUAGUUAAAUACAGAA